AUUAGUAAAUCAGAUAAAAUCUGCUGCCGGGUUAUACCGGUCCGAGAUCGUCGAGUUCGGCAUCAUUAACAUACCCGAACACAGCUUGAACCAAUGUCAUCCUCUGAAGAUGGGCAGGCAAGAUAUCUCUCCGAAUACUUGAACAAUGUUUGGAGCAAGAUUGCAACCGACCCACAAAUAGUUUCCUGGCAGUGUUGCGCUCUGCUCCUCAAGCGCGACCCGGAUUUGCGAAAGUUAGUGCAAAAGGCACAUGUGGAGGAGAAUUCGGAUAUCCUGAAGGGCUACGACCUUCCCAGUCGUCCGCGGGCAAUGGUGUAUUACAGAGAAGAAUUAUGCAAGGUAUUCGACGUGCUAGAAACUAUGCGUGUUCCUUUAGAAAAGGUGGCAGACGGCUCUACGACACACAAUUCACUUAAAUGGAAAUUGCGCGGCGACUCUCCCAUCAGCAAGGAUAUAGUGGAGCAUAUUAAGAGACUCAACAUUCCAUGCAAGUAUCCUAAUAGCUCACCACUCCUUAUAUUACAUGAAAACGGGUGCUUUAAAUCAAUGCCCAAUCUCAACAAACGCUUGGAUCAUAUCUUUACUCCGAAAAAGAACACAUUCCUGGUGAAUUCUUCAGGGACGGGCAAAACGAGACUGUUAUAUGAAGGCCUCUGCAAACAUUGGGGUCUUUUCCUCACAGCUGCAGUCGAUUCUUCUGGGUUGGGUUCGGUUGAUGUUCAAUACAUCAUCCAAGAUCACCUUCCAUAUGAUCGAAGUUUUACCGCUGUGCCCCGCGAUGAAGAUGCGAAUCCUGACUCCAAACCCGUGCUAACCAAUCUCGCACUUGCUCGUCGUAAUUUCAGCGGAAUAUUACUGGCUCGGCUGUUAGCCUUCAAACUAUACAUAGAAUUCGUGGCGAAGGGCGAAUUUCAAGAAAUACACAAAAGGCGAUGGUUUCUUGCCCAAAUACAACCCUAUUUCACUGACGGUUCAGACGUGUUCUCACUCUUACAGUGUACUAUCUGCGACUCGAUGGCCAGUGAUGCCUUGCUUAAUGAUUGUAUCGCACAGUGCAUAGAAGACAUCAUCGAUCUCUUCGAUCGUCACUCUCCCGGUUCCCAUUUCUUCGUUGUUCUUGAUGAGGCCAAUGCUGCUUCUGAAAGACAUAGGCUUGCUUUUCGAAGUACCCAUGGUCCCCAUCCAGUCUUAAAGGAAAUCAUACAAGUUUGGCACUCACAUUUGCAUGCAACACCUUUCACCAUGGUAGUUGCAGGAACAUACAUUCCUGACAUCUAUUUCAAGGAGGACAAAUGGAAGGAAUGGCGAUGGAUAUCAUCAACUGGCGCGUUCGAUAAUAUCGAGGAUCAACGAGCAUACAUACUCAAAUUUCUACCGCACGAUUUCGCUUCUUCUCCUUCUGGUCAACAUCUCUUACAUCGUAUGUGGGUUUGGCUUCGGGGGAGGCAUCGUAUGACAUCGGCGUACAUACUAACUCUUCUCGAAAACGGAUACCAAAGCCCACAUUAUUUGCUGAGCCGUUACAUCCAUAUGUUCACUGGAUUCUGGCCAUCCGACGGCGGUGAAUUCAUACGAGCCGAAUCGCCUCGGUCUUGUUCAGAGCUUGACGGCAUUCCAAUGGGACAACUUGAACGUAUAAACCCGUUACGUGUAAACAUGCAACAUCUGUUAUUGAAGCAUCUCAUUGCCGACUACCGCUUUACCCCACCAUUGUUUCACGAAAUUGGUUGGGUGACCACUGCGUUUGGACGUUUUUCCGACGAUGCAAUGACGUGCGUUGCCGUAGACGAGUCCCUCGUUCUUAUUGCCGUGGCUCAGUGGCUUUUGGAAGAAUCAUAUCUGGCUCCAGACUUAGAUCACUUCAUCUCUUCUCGUUCUUUUGCCGAAAACCCUUCUUUAUAUCACAUGGACUACGUUGCAUUUGCUGUAGCGUUGUGUUUCAGAAGACCCCGGAUAGUUUCAGAGGUUCUCUCCUUCUCAACCAUUACACCUCCGAACUGGGCAUCCCAGCGAGCACACCUUGUCGCUCUCAGAAGGGAGGGAGAAAAUGCAAUAGAAGAUACUAUUGAAUAUUCGCCCGAAAAAGCUUCUCAACUUGUUUUCUAUACAUCGAUUUCAUCUGCUGUGCUCGACUGGCUGAAAGAUAGUCAUGGCGUACCGUUCUGCAUGCAUACGAGAGAGACGACAGCGACGCUAUAUUUCAUCCUUGAGCUCGAGGACUCUACUCGGAUCUGUCUAUCUCUCCAAGGAAUACCCAGCAGCGGGGAUGAAGAUAAUGUAGAGAGUACGGCGAUCCGGACAGUAGUCGACGGAAUGACACCUCUUGGACUACUGAAAGAGGGCGAUGCUUUUGAUGAAGCAACCCUUACUGGGGCAUUCAGAGCUAUACCCAAACGAUCUUUGGAUAUAGGUUCAAUAGGCCUAUUGCGUACCCUCGUUUCGCUCCCUGACAAAGUUCGUGUCCAAGGUGUACAAUUCGAUGCACUUGAUAAGUAUCCAGUGGCGGCACUGAACAUUACUACUCUUCGAGACGCUGUGAAGGAUAUUUCACAAAAAGAUGUCUUUUCCAGCCUUGUUACGUCCAUUGUAGGUGAUAUGAAGAGGAAAGCUCCGCCAGAAACAUUUGUAUCGCGCACCAAGCUGCGUCUUUCUGAUCCUACAAUGGAAGCGUCUUCAUCCACCUCGGUCGCCCCUCCCCCUUCCCGCACCAAAGCAAUUGGUGGUAGGAAAUUGCGCAGCGCCGACCAACCACAGACGAGUAACCCAAAAAGCCAGGGAAUCAGAAUUCGGAAACCUUCGGUUCCCAAGAAAUCUUCCAGAAAGGCACCAACUACUUUGUUAGAACCGGCUACAUCGCGAUAUAAUUUGAGGCCCAGGAAACCAAGAUAGUAUAUUGUUCGUGACUUUUAUACAUAGUCUCGGACUAGGUCAAACUCAGACUCUGCUCUCUGGUACUCCAUACCAUGGCCUGACCAUGGCGAAGUUACUAGACAUCACUACUUCCGAGAACUUCUUGUUUUUUCUCUUGUAUGUGCUUUUAUAGGUGUAUGUAGGGUCCUGUAGAAUUCUACUGCCUUUGUAUUCGAGACCUUAGAACCUUUUUCGUUGCAAUGCCAGUAU
Lentinula edodes (shiitake mushroom) is the source of this 3120-nucleotide messenger RNA. RefSeq lists its product as uncharacterized. The transcript has 6 exons. Lineage: Eukaryota; Fungi; Basidiomycota; Agaricomycetes; Agaricales; Omphalotaceae. Bases 94 to 2889 code for a protein of 931 amino acids. The record is from RefSeq and is a predicted model, not a curated record.